Molecule: messenger RNA, 1625 nt
Organism: Etheostoma spectabile (orangethroat darter)
Lineage: Eukaryota; Metazoa; Chordata; Actinopteri; Perciformes; Percidae
Gene: nipsnap2
Product: nipsnap homolog 2
Exons: 10
Coding region: 75-935 (286 amino acids)
Cellular component (GO): mitochondrion
Source: RefSeq, a predicted model, not a curated record
CAGCGCUGCGGUGCUGCACCGCCACCUGGCGGUCAGCUGUAGUAACUGCUCUGUGUGCAUGAGAACAGUUGAAGAUGGCGACUGGAGUCCUUCACAGAGUCAGCGCUGGCCUCGGUCGGGCUAAAAGCAGGGCCCAGUCGACCGGACAGCUCGUCGUGUGGAGCAGGGGAUUUGCAACAUCAAGCAGCAGAAACGGACAGGACAGCUGGUUUAAGUCCCUGUUUGUGAGGAAAGUUGAUCCCAGGAAAGAUACACAUGCCAACCUACUGACCAAAAAUGAGGAAAGUAACCUGUACAAAAUUCAGUUCCAUAAUGUCAAGCCGGAGUGCCUGGAUGCGUAUAACAAACUCUGUGAGGAUGUUUUGCCCUCCAUCCAUGCUGAUAAGUACUAUCCAUGUGAGCUGGUGGGCACUUGGAAUACCUGGUAUGGAGAACAAGACCAGGCUGUUCAUCUGUGGCGUUACAGAGGUGGCUAUCCGGCUCUAACAGAGGUGAUGAACAAGCUCAAGCAGAACCAAGAGUUCACAGCGUACAGGAAGGAGCGGGGUAAGAUGCUGAUGUCUCGCAGAAACCAGCUUCUGCUCGAAUUCAGCUUCUGGAACGAGCCUGUUCCCCGAGAGGGCCCCAACAUUUACGAGCUCAGGUCCUACCAGCUCAGGCCAGGAACCAUGAUCGAGUGGGGUAAUUACUGGGCCAGAGCCAUCGGAUACCGCCAGCACAACAGAGAAGCUGUGGGAGGGUUUUUCUCACAGAUCGGCAACCUCUAUAUGGUUCAUCACCUCUGGGCUUACAAAGACCUGCAGUCCAGAGAAGACACGAGGAACGGCGCCUGGCAGCAGGAGGGCUGGGACGAAGUGGUGUACUACACAGUUCCUCUCAUUCAACAUAUGGAUUCCAGGAUUAUGAUCCCGACAAAGGCUUCCCCGCUGAAGUGAAGAAGCGGCGAGCUAGAAGAUGAAAUCAAGUGGCACUCCUUUUGAAUGUUACCUCUAUCCAGAGCAUCACUAUCAUGGUUUUGACCUCCCAUCAGAGUUACCAAACAUCCCUUUUCUUUUCUUGUCCUGGCUUUAUUAGUUCAAGAUGUCACCAGGACAGAGGAGGCAACAGUGCCUACCAUGUAUCAGCAAUUAAAAUAGUCAAAACCCCUCACAGGCCUUGGCAAUGCUCAACUUCUUUUUUGGGGGGGUUCUGGAGCAGAACGAGUAAAUUCGUCCAAUUUGAACCUCCUGGUGGUCGUUAUGGUCAACGUCUGGUGCCACGUUAAAACUGGUCCACGAACCGAGCUCUUCUGAGUUUAGAACCAACCAAAGUUACUUGAAAAGAGGAGCAGCUGUGUGGUGUGAGGACAGAUAGAAAAGUGCUGCUGAAGCUAGCUGCACAGUGCAGUAGUUAUUUAUUUAAUGUAAAUUUGGACGACAUAUGUUGCUGUGCUGAGGAGUGGCACUUUGAAGCACGCCCUGCCAUUGCCGAGUGAAGUGAGAUAACGCCUCUGUAUAUUCAUGAAAACUGUAUUUCCGUUUCUAGUCAUGAAGACAAUAAAGUACGUGGAAAGAAAUGUAAACCUGAUAAUUUUAUAUUUAAUUGAGGUCUAUUAUAAAUCCAAACUAAACUACUCCUUUCAGUUG